Messenger RNA from Cylicocyclus nassatus, 855 nucleotides. The record is from the annotation of a GenBank genome assembly. Lineage: Eukaryota; Metazoa; Nematoda; Chromadorea; Rhabditida; Strongylidae.
AUGUUCAGGAAAGGGAAGUUUGUUUCACCAAUACCGUACCAGCUGCCAAGUACAGCGGAUCAUGUUUAUACUUCUCUGGCAGCUCGUCGUUUACCCAAAUCUGGGCAAGUAUUCUGUUGGGUUCAGACUUCAAUAACUUAUCAUGGUACAAGGGCACUGGCUAUAAAUGAAACGUGGCUGCCUCGUUGCGAUCAUGGCGAAUUCUUUACCGAUCAUCAAUUUUCAAUGGAAAACAUUGCUUAUUCAACAGUUUUCGCAGGAUUCCCUGAUUCCUACUUGACCCUUUUCUACAAGACUCGCUAUGCAUUUCAUUACAUUUAUAAUUAUGUAUCCAAAGAUUUCGAGUGGUAUAUAAGGGCAGACGACGACACCUACGUUGUUAUGGAACAUUUAAAAAGCUAUUUAUCAACACUUGACCCUAAUAAACCAUACUAUCUUGGUUAUGUCCUCAAACCUCGACUGGAACAUGGUUACAACACAGGGGGAUCCGGUUAUGUACUCUCAAGAAAAGCUUUGCAGAUCUAUAACGAUCUUCUCUACAAUAAUAAAACACUUUGUCCCAAUUCACUUGCCGAGGACGUGAUGAUGGCAAGAUGUCUAGCGAAUGUGGGUAUUUUCCCGCAUGACACUAGAAAUAGCCUCGGACAAAAUCGUUUCAAUGCUUUUACACCUUAUGAUGUUUUCUACGCUACACAUUACCAUCCAAACUGGACCUACUUUCCGGAGAAAAGGGGAUACGAUGGAUUCGCUUCGGAUUUUAUCUCAUUUCAUCACUUGAAACCAGACGAAAUUCGUUUAUUUGAUAUUUUACUCUACAGAACUAAUCGAUCUAUCAAAACAACAAUUACAUCCUAG